GCGCAUCUAUGUUGAUACACAUCUAAAAAAACUGGACUAACAGAGUGUCUGCCUGCGCUGCCCUUGGCAUGGACUAAUUUUUGUUUGAUACGGAGGAAAAGUUUUCCAGCGUGGGGGAAAUUGUUUAUUAAAAAGAAAAGAAAGAGCUUGCCUUCAACUCCACUGGCUCGGAAAAUCUGGCGACCUGGCUCAAAUAGCCGGGGGCCCCCUCUGCUGCUGCACGAAGUGAAGGUUGAUAUGCCACAUCUGUGAUGGAGCCCAUGACGGUGACGACAUCGGCGGUCGGGCCGGAGGAGUCUGACCGCAACGGCCCACGGAUCUGCGGCGUGUGCGGCGACAAGGCCACCGGCUUCCACUUCAACGCCAUGACGUGCGAGGGCUGCAAGGGUUUCUUCAGACGCAGUAUGAAGCGCAAAGCCGCCUUCACCUGUCCUUUCAACGGGAGCUGCACCAUCACCAAGGACAACCGGCGUCACUGCCAGGCCUGUCGUCUCAAACGCUGCGUCGACAUCGGCAUGAUGAAAGAGUUCAUCCUGACCGACGAGGAGGUUCAGAGGAAGAAGGACAUGAUAAUGAAGAGGAAAGAGGAGGAGGCAGCCCGAGAGGCGAUGAGGCCACGUCUGAACGAGGAGCAGUCCCAGAUCAUCUCCAGUCUGGUGGAGGCUCACCACAAGACCUACGAUGCCUCCUAUUCCGACUUCUCCCGCUUCAGGCCUCCGGUUCGCGAGGGACCAGUAACACGUAGUGCCAGCAGAGCGGCCUCCCUUCACUCUUUGUCCGAUGCCUCCUCUGACUCAUUCAACCACUCAACCGAGUCCGUGGACACCAAGAUGAACUUCAGCAGCAUGUUGAUGAUGUACCAGGACGGCGCCAGCAGUCCCGACUCCAACGAGGAGGACACAAAGCUGUCUAUGCUUCCCCACCUGGCUGACCUGGUGUCCUACAGCAUCCAGAAGGUCAUCGGCUUCGCCAAGAUGAUCCCCGGCUUCAGAGAACUGACGGCAGAAGACCAGAUCGCUCUGCUGAAGUCCAGUGCCAUUGAGAUCAUCAUGCUGCGUUCAAACCAGUCGUUCAGUCUGGAGGACAUGUCCUGGAGCUGCGGGGGGGCGGACUUCAAAUACUGCAUCAACGACGUCACAAAGGCGGGUCACACUCUGGAUCUGUUGGAGCCGCUGGUGAAGUUCCAGGUCGGCCUGAAGAAACUGAGCCUGCACGAGGAGGAACACGUGCUGCUCAUGGCCAUCUGCCUGCUCUCCCCAGACCGCCCCGGCGUCCAGGACCACGGGCGCAUCGAGCAGCUCCAGGACCACAUGUCGGAGACGCUGCAGGCCUACAUCCAGGUGAACCACCCCGACGGGCGCCUCCUCUACGCCAAGAUGAUCCAGAAGCUGGCCGACCUGCGCAGCCUGAACGAGGAGCACUCCAAGCAGUACCGCUCGCUCUCCUUCCAGCCCGAGCACAGCUUGCAGCUCACCCCGCUGGUGCUGGAGGUGUUCGGCAGCGAGGUAUCAUAGUGGAGGAGGAGGUGGAGGAGGAGGCGGUGGUGCUGUGCUCGCAUGCACACACACACAGAACACACAUACACAUAAACACACACACACACACACACACUGAUAACCAACCCUUUCCGCCUCCCCCAGAGAGAACCCCAGCCCUGAUACACCUGGACGUGAGGGAGAGAAAUGGAUAAUCGCAGAGUUGGAUGUUUAGCUUCACCUCUUUAUCAUCAUCUCCCCGUCGUCCUGCUCGCGACCUCGAAGUGGCAAGGCUCAGAUGCCCGGACUUAUGGACUCAGUACACCUCAAUAUGCUCUCGGAUAACCAGAUUGUAUUUUAAAGCUUUGGAUUGGCAACACAGCGCCGCAUAACAUGAGGCAGACACCUAGCGACAGACUAACAAGCCUCCCGAUCCCCAAGCUCUUCCCAUCAGCGCCUCCCCCCCCCCACCCCCGGACACCCCCGCUAGAUUCUUGCCAUUUUUCCAACCCCACAGUGAAGACAGCUUGAUGGAUGUGACGGCCGCGCGUGCGUCCCUUCGACCAUUCCCCCCCCCCCCCCCCCCAGGACAUUGUUCAGUGCUCACGUCAUCCUCAGUGACUGAUGGGAACAGAUACACAGAUUCACCACGCGGGCCCUCGUGGGCUGGAGAGCGACGUUAGUACGAUCGCGUUCGGUGGCUCUAAACUCCUGUCGGCGGGCAGAGAAUUCAACCUGUACUAAACACCAGCCUGGCCAGUAAGCUCACGAUGACGCAGUUUCACAACGAACUGGCUGCUUCGCCCCCACCCUCCUCCCCCGUGUGUGUCUGUGCAUGUUUUUAAAGAGAGGUCUCGGAUGGUCGGCCGAAGCGCAGAAGGAGGUUUAAGUAAAAACGGUGAGGUGAGAUUUGAAGGGACGAGUAAAAGGAGGUGGGAGAGACGGAGGGAUGUGCUGCGGUGGGAAUUCCCUGUUCACGAGAAAAAAGGGAAUUUCACAAAACAAGAAUGUAUGUAUAAUGCUAU
Molecule: messenger RNA, 2500 nt
Organism: Pseudoliparis swirei
Lineage: Eukaryota; Metazoa; Chordata; Actinopteri; Perciformes; Liparidae
Product: vitamin D3 receptor A
Exons: 10
Coding region: 252-1514 (420 amino acids)
Biological process (GO): cell differentiation; negative regulation of transcription by RNA polymerase II; positive regulation of transcription by RNA polymerase II
Cellular component (GO): nucleus
Molecular function (GO): vitamin D response element binding; nuclear receptor activity; zinc ion binding
Source: RefSeq, a predicted model, not a curated record